Messenger RNA from Oldenlandia corymbosa var. corymbosa, 1812 nucleotides. Lineage: Eukaryota; Viridiplantae; Streptophyta; Magnoliopsida; Gentianales; Rubiaceae. The record is from the annotation of a GenBank genome assembly.
AUGGACAAAAAGGUGGAACGCGAGGGGGCUGAAGUGAGGAGAUCAUCAUCAAUGCAGAAUCUUCAAUGGGGAAUUACUUUGCCAACCACUGAAAAAGAAUUUCUGCAACAAGAGAAACAUAGCUCUAAUCUUCCAUCUCCGAAAAGGAAAAAUGAAAUGAAGAGGAAAGAGGCCCAACAAGAAAGGUUGAAGCCAUGGGAAAAAUACAUGAGAAACAACACCUUUGUUGAGAUAAAAAAUGGUGAUGCAAAUUUUUGGAAGGAUGACUGGCUUGGCACAUGUUGCCUUUCUGUUAAAUAUGAUGAAGAACUUGGGAAUAAUUCUAAUGUGCUGGUUAGAGACUUGAUUGAUAAUGAAGCUUGGAAUCUGGACUCACUACAAGGAAUUCUACUCCAGGAUGACAUCAAUGAAAUAGAGAGUAAAGAUGUUACACUAUCAAAUGAAGCUGAUGACUGGAUUUGGCAAAAUGAUACUCUUGGAAAAUUCUCUCUCAAAUCAGCAUUCAAUCACCUGUGGAAAAGACAAGAAUCAUCCCAACAAUGCACUUAUACAUGGGAUAAAAGGCUUCAGCUGAAGAUUUCGAUCUUCAUGUGGCGAUUGCACAACAAGUUACUUCCUUUUGCUGAUGUUUUAAUGAAAACAGGACUGAAUAUUCCCUCUGUGUGUUCUUUAUGCAGGAAUCAUGUUGAAAGCAUUCGGCAUAACUUCUUUGAAUGUUCUUAUGCUAAACAUUGGAGACAUUUUGGAGCGAUUAUGGUCUUUGCAAACAAUGAAAUUUUGGAUUUUGAUGAUCUUUCAUCUACAUGGUGGACAAGACGACAAUCUUCAAAGCUGACUUGGAAGCUACAGAUUCUCCUCCCCUCUCUCAUUUGUUGGCAGUUGUGGAAAUGUAGGAAUAAAGCUAUUUUUGAGUCAACAAUAAUCUCUCCACACAUUGCAGUGAGACUUAUUGUCCAAGAUCUGCACAUUAUGGCAAAAGAGAUGGGGGAUGGAGUCGAUUAUAGUCCGGCUUUUGCUACAGACGAGACUUUUGCUACGAAGAAGGAAGUUGUUGCAUAUGCGAAGGGUAUUGCGAAUCUCUACAACAUGGAGUUAAGUGUAUCAUCGCACAAGGAUAAUAGUACUAUACUCCUUUGUCAUAAAGGAGGACGGUACCAAGGUCAACAGUGGAUGAAAAUGAGGCCAUUGAGUGCAGAAGUGAAAGAGCUUAUUAAGGAGUACUCUAAAGCUGGGACUAAGGUAGUCCACAUUUUACGGGCGAUAUGGACACAAUUUCCUGAUGAAAAGGUUACCUCCAAACAAGUCUACAACUACAAAAAUCAAUUGCGUAAGGAGGGGUUUCCAAUUCUAGAUGACCUGGCUGCCAUGGACGUCGUGGAAAAGGUGUUAGAGGUCGCAGAACAACACAAAUACAUCAUCUUCACAGAGUGCGAUGAAGAGACACAGAGCUACCAUUGGGCGCUGUGGCAGCUCCUUAACUUGUAUGGCGAUGAUCUGCAUCCGAGUGUCAUCGUGACUGAUCGGGAGCCUAUACUGAUGAGGCCUCUUGAUGAUGUAUUUCCAUCAUCACAUCACUUGUUGUGUACGUGGCACGUUUACAGGGAUGUUGAAAAAAAUGUGAAAAGAAUUUUGAACGGAAAUGUCCAUGUAGCAAAACGUUUCGCGUACAAGGCCUUUAAAAUAGUGAUUGAAGCUGCAAAUCGGGAAGAAUACGAAGAAAAAGUACAGUUUCUGGAGCAUAAUUGGUCCCAAUUUCAGCCCGUUCUAGAGUAUGUUAGGAAGACAUCAAGGUCCUCUGUCGACAUCCAGUGA